Anarrhichthys ocellatus (wolf-eel) is the source of this 4980-nucleotide messenger RNA. RefSeq names its product junctophilin 1a (gene jph1a). Gene Ontology annotation, cellular component: plasma membrane; endoplasmic reticulum membrane; sarcoplasmic reticulum. The record is from RefSeq and is a predicted model, not a curated record. NCBI's taxonomy places the organism in Eukaryota, Metazoa, Chordata, Actinopteri, Perciformes, Anarhichadidae. The transcript is spliced from 6 exons. Bases 343 to 2424 code for a protein of 693 amino acids.
UUCCUCAGCAGGGACUCGACGCCUCUCUCUCCCUCUGUGAUCAGUGGGUGAGAGGGGGGAGACGAGCGACACAGAACGGAGAAUCCGCCGUGCGCCUCCGGUAAAUGACGCCCACCAUUCAUACCUUUCCACUUACCGUUACGCAUGCCUUUUCUAUUGCAUGUCAGUGUCUGGAAGUACCAGCCUACUAUCCUCACCCUGCUAUUCUAUGUUUCUUUAGUCAUCAUCUCGUUGGCUCAUCCUUUCAUCACACCACCGGUCCUGGAUCCCCCAAACCACGGUCCUGGAGACGCCUGAGUCUGCAGCAGCGCACGAUCUGCUUUAUUUUCAGCCUAUAUCUGAAUGACGGGCGGAAGGUUUGACUUCGACGACGGUGGCACUUACUGCGGGGGGUGGGAGGAUGGCAAAGCCCACGGACACGGCAUCUGCACCGGACCCAAGGGCCAGGGCGAGUACGCCGGGUCCUGGUCGCACGGCUUUGAGAUAGUGGGGGUGUACACCUGGCCCAGCGGGAAUACCUACAGGGGCUACUGGUCCCAGGGGAAGCGGCACGGGCUCGGCGUGGAGAAUAAAGGGAAGUGGAUGUACCGCGGAGAGUGGAGUCACGGUUUUAAGGGUCGUUACGGUAUCCGGCAAAGCCACAACACGCCCGCGAGAUACGACGGCACCUGGAGCAACGGGCUGCAGGAUGGAUAUGGGAUCGAAACCUAUGGCGAUGGCGGUACCUAUCAAGGCCAGUGGAUGGGUGGGAUGCGACACGGCUAUGGAGUGCGUCAGAGUGUUCCCUAUGGCAUGGCCACAGUCAUCCGCUCUCCUCUCCGCACGUCUCUGGCCUCCCUGCGCUCUGAGCAGAGCAACGGCACAGUGCUCCAGGACCUCUCCUCUCCCGCAGACAUGCCGACAGGCAGUCGUGGUGGCUUCGUCCUGAACUUCCACUCAGACAGCGAGGUUGUCACCGGUAAGAAGAAGGGCCUGUUCCGCCGAGGCUCACUCUUUGGCAGCCUUCGACAGCUGCGCAAGUCUGACUCUCGGACCUCAAUCUCCAGCAAGCGCAGCUCAGCGCGCAGUGAUGCCGCCAUGAGCCGCAUCAGCUCCAGCGACGCCAACUCUACCAUAUCCAUCGGCGAUGGCGAGCUGCCAGACGAGGACCUGCCUCUCGAGGACCAUGUGGAUGCCACCACCACUGAGACCUACAUGGGGGAAUGGAAGAACGACAAGCGCAAUGGAUUUGGCGUUUCAGAGAGAUCCAAUGGGAUGAAGUACGAGGGAGAGUGGCUUAACAACAAGCGCCAUGGUUACGGGUGCACAGUUUUCCCAGAUGGCACCAAAGAAGAAGGGAAGUACAAAAAUAACGUGCUGGUGCGUGGAAUAAGGAAGCAGUUGAUUCCGCUUAAGAACCCCAAAACCAAAGAGAAGGUGGACCGGGCUGUUGAGGCGGCACAGAGGGCUGCAGCCAUUGCCAGGAGUAAAGUGGAAAUAGCAGCUUCCAGAACGGCCCAUGCCAGGACAAAAAGCGAGGCUGCAGACCAGGCCGCCAUCUCUGCUGUGCACGACUCGGAAAUUGCCAGGGCUGUUGCUAGGGAGCUCGCCCCCAACUUCUACCAGCCAGGACCUGACUACUUAAAACAACCACAGAAGGAGCCGGUGGAGAUUAAAGAGGUCCCUGUUGAAAAGAAGGAAAUCUCCCAUAACGAUUCUCCCCACUUUUACCGCAAAGGUACCACUCCUCCCCACUCCCCUGUGACCAGUCCUGCAGCCACGCCUCCCCCCUCGCCUCACUCCAGCAAGAAGAAAAAUCAGGUCGCCAACAGCACCAGCCGCAAAACCAGCAAAGAGGAAAAACCGUCCCGCAAGACAAGCAAAGAAGAGAAGUCAAGUCAUAAGACCAGCAAGGAUGAGCGGUCUAGUCGGAAGCUGAGUAAAGAGGAGAGGCUGUCCGUCACUGAUGGCCCUAAAAGUUCUCAUGUGCACGUCGAGGCUUCAAACAAACCCACUAAUAUUCAGCAGCCUACCCCAGCAUCUGCUCCUGCUCCACAUCCUCCGGCAAUGCCGGCCAAUGGCCAGCUCCUCAGCGAGUACCACAGUUACUACGUGAAGACCCCUACAAGGGUCCAACCACCACCGGACCCUGAGGAGGAUAGAGAAGAAGAGCCUACUACCCUGGACUUGGCACACAUACCCCAACAACCCCCUAAGUCCUAUAGUAUCCCCACUCCUAAGCCAGCCUCCCUACGGGAGAACAAGAGCGACCCGAAACUCAGGAAGCAGGAUUCCCUAAAGCCAAAGAGCCUCGCAGACACAAAGAAAGCCAGUAUGGAUAUUGCAGAAAACACGGAAGAAACAGGUCCUAACUCGAUCCUUGUUGCUAUGGUAAUGCUGCUGAAUAUUGGCCUUGCAAUUAUAUUUGUCCAUUUUCUGACAUGAUGAUGCUGUUUCUCAGUGAAACCAUGGCAACCGGUUACAGUUGCAUCGCCAGGCCUUGAAAAACGAAAAUGGCGCCAGUGAGACACGGGGGUGGCCGUAGGUGUUUAGGAAUCAGCGUGACACCGACGAGAAUCAGGAGGAAGGCAUCGCUACCACCAAACCUGUCAUUGGGCCUUCUUUAAGGGCCAGCUCUGUGAAUUAGCACUCCUUUGGCUUCUCUGAAAGCUGAGGUGAAAUGUUGUGUCUAGUGAGAUUUUAAAAAAGAUUUUAAAAAAGUUUAAAAAUGCAACCAAACAUACACAGUCUGAAAAAAAAGAAGUAAUUGAAACCCACGCGCGUGCUGAUCCAAGCACUGGUCGCUCUAGGCCACUGCCUUGGCAGAGAUAGCGGUGGGCUGAUGGACUUUGCUGGAAGAGUGUGGAGAUGCACUUUUAGAUGAAGGGAGCAAACAGCUGCCUUUCUAUUUUGCCAUCUGACGUUUUGAUGGGGAGAUGUGAGCCCGGCGGCCGGGGGUAGGGGGGCGGGGGGCGGGGGAGAACGGUCGCAGCGGGAGCGUGCUCGGGUGUUCGGAGCGUUUUUUUGGGGGUUCACGCCACUCUUGCAACAGGAAACUGGGCACGGCCGUUGCCAGCAGUCAGUGCUAGCACGGUCACUAGCCAGUCUUACUCUGUUCGCCCAAUCAUCACCCCAUUUCUCUCGAGUAACCCACGAUACACUGCUUUGAAACACUCCCCGUGCAUGGUACAGUUUUAACGUUUAGUUUUUUUUGUUUGUUUUCUGUUUUUUUUUUUUGUUCAAUGUUGUUCUCUGAAUGUCGGUUACCUGCAGUCUUGUAGUUGAAAAGGAAAUUUCUUCUCCUCUCAAAAUGAGUGAAUACAUUUAUUUUCCCUUUUUAUUUUGACAUUUUACUCAUUUCUAAUAAUUGAGUUGUAAUUUGACAUUACACAUUCAUGUUACUGAAAGUGCAAUAUGUUUUGGGGUUUUUUUCAAAGAAAAGCUUAUAGUAUAUUUUGCCAAAAAGGGGGGCGGGGGGGGGUGUACCAUUACAGAAAUCCUAUGUUCCAUUUAUUUUUGACAGACUCUCAAAAUUAUAAUAGACUGGUUUUGAGGGAGGGUGUUGCUUAUCAGCCAGCAUUGUAUUUAUGAAGGAGAUUCACACUUUAAAAGCUACCUAGCUCCGCGAGAGUGAAGUAACAAAUGUCUUAUGUUAUUUAUUAAAUCAGAAGGAAAACGGUUCCGUUGCACAUGUCAAUGAACCCGCUUGAAUUCCUUCAUUCUAUUCUUUGCUUUCAAUGUUUCAGCAUACCACUCAAAUGCAAAGAGGCGGUUCACGCAGCUGCUUCUGUAGGCCCAGCAGUGCGUGCGUGCUCGUAAGACUGGAUCAAGACAGUCUUGUGGAUAGUGGAAGUUGAAUUCAUUCAGGUUGAGGCCAUGGUAAAUGUGGCACCAGGGAGACUGAGAGAUGCCUUUAUAAGUCUUUAACAGUACUACUGUUUACCUCAGAAAAAGAUGAGGAGUGGGAGGGGGGUGGGGGGGUUGGGAGAUGCCAUCCUUGUCUUAACUUUGUCUUGUAGGGGGGAUACUUUGACUGUUGUCAUUACCUGAAUCAAGCUUUUGACUUGCCUCAUCGUAGCUGUUCGUAGUCUUGGUUGCAGGUAUGGCAUGAGUUUCUUUUGAUUUUAAAAGUGGUUAUUUAUAUGGUUGACAUGUACUGUCAUCACUACCAAGGUUAAUUAUUUAUUCAAAGUGUUUGUGAGCAUUGGUCAUCAUAAAAAGGGCUUUACUAUGUCUCGGUUUUCUUUGCGGCAAUUCAGUUUGGAAGUUUAACUUGACUGUCUGUUGUACAAUGAGCAGCACAUUGCAUUUUGAGAAUGCUUCAGUCUGUUAGAUGUUUGCAAACUGUCCACAUAACUAACUAUCAGAAUAUAUUCAAAUUGUGGCAUAGACAAUGAAAGCAGAUCAAGACACUAUAUUAUUAAAAAAGAAAAAACAUUGUUAUAUUACAAAUGUGAUGUAUUAAAUAAUGAUUUUUCACCCUGUCUUUGCUACACCCUCUUUUCUUGUUUUAACUGUCUUCACACGAGCACGGUGAAGACUGGAGUUCUCCGAGGGUUUAACAGAACAGCCUGUUUAUGGGAUAGUUUUUGAAAUGCAACAUUGCAUGUUGGAGUCAUUUAUAUAUAGAUUAUUAUAUACUAUUUGUAAGGAUUUUUACAGAGCACAAUCCAGAAUCUGGUAUGAGUUGGUAUUUUUCUAACAAUUUGCACACCUGUAUUUUGACAAUGAAUAUAACUUGUUUGUAAUUGGUAAUGUAAUGCACAUGAUAAUGUUUGACAGUGGAAAAAAAACAACAACUGUAUUUCUAAUUGGUUGUACUGUAUGUACCAUUUGGGGAUGUAAAAGGCAGAUGUACUUGUUUGAGUAUUUUAGGAUAUGACGAGGAACUGCUCGAGACUUUUGAUAUCUCAAGGUUCAUGUUACCCCACUGAUUUGUGCAAAGUCUUUGGAGAUGAAGUUAUGUGUAUAACAAUAAAGAUGUUAUGCCUUGUCAAACUA